Molecule: messenger RNA, 1511 nt
Organism: Colletotrichum scovillei
Lineage: Eukaryota; Fungi; Ascomycota; Sordariomycetes; Glomerellales; Glomerellaceae
Exons: 4
Coding region: 123-1511 (462 amino acids)
Biological process (GO): replication fork processing; resolution of meiotic recombination intermediates
Cellular component (GO): FANCM-MHF complex; Fanconi anaemia nuclear complex
Molecular function (GO): protein heterodimerization activity; chromatin binding
Source: RefSeq, a predicted model, not a curated record
CGUCCCAAACAUCACCAAGUCCUCCCAAUACUGAUUUAUACAAACACCCUGCGCUCUCCGAGAGCACAAACAUCACAACCACACCGGCGCACAGCGACCCCGUCGCAAGUCAAACCCGCACCAUGUCCUCCUCGCCAACAUUCACAACCCCCCUCAACCCGCGCCUCGCAGCAGCCGCCGGCGCAGAAGACGACGACCCCCUCUUCUCUUCCGCCCUCGACACCGUAACCCCGAACCGCCGCGCACUCAGCCUCGACCCCCCCUCCAGCCGCGCCUCCUCUCCUCCCACGUACGCCCUCCAACAACAACAGCAACAACCCUACGCCUCUCCCUACGCAGCUCAGCCGGCGGAUACCGCGGCCUUCUCCGCCUCGGGCCGCCGCUCCCUCGCCGCGACGCCCCACGCCCGCGCAGCAUACCGCACAAUCGACCAGCGCCGCGCCGCCGCGCUGACACCGGGAGGAAACAAACGCCGCGAGAGCUUCCGGCCGCGGAGGGAGUCGCUUCACGAUGUCCUGCGCGGGUUGAGUCGCGUGGUGAAGCACACCACGCAGCCCAUCUCGUCGUCCUCGUCACCCAGCGACGUCGGAUCGAGAGCAGCGGGGCCGAGCGCGAGUUUGCCGAUACGGACGGUGAACCGGAGGGGCACGGUGUACGAUGACGACGACGACGAUGACGAGCUUCCGAUCGAUAGGCCGCGGUUGUCGUUACCGCUCGACGUUGAGGAUGACGACGAGGACGAGCUUGUUGCGCCUGAGUUGUCGCAGAUUGACGAGAAUGCGACGAUUGAGUUCCCGCGGCGGGCGUAUGAAUUACGGGACCUCGACGACGACGACGAUGGUGAUCGCGGAGAAGGGUUCUUUCCUGCGUUUGAGGUUGGGGCGUUAGACGAGGAGGGGAGGGAGCCGGAGGAUACGUUGGACAGACUCUGGCUUCGGCGCGGGACAGCGAUUUCGGGUUCGAGGUGCCCAUUGACGCGGAUAACCAGACGACACGGACAGAGCUCACCGGCGCGACCGCUGCCCGAAUUCACAGACGAACAGCCGUCGCUUAACAUUGCGCCGGUAGACGACGAGCCGGCGGCCCCGCUGGACGAGGACCUAGGUUUCGGAAACUCGUACUACGACAUGCGCAGCUCGACGCCCAUCGAACCCACCGAAGCGACGCAAGGAGACCUGGACGGACAGACGGAGGUGAGCGCCGCGCAGCAGGAGCAAAGCAGAGGCCGCCCCGACACGCUGGCUGAGAUCCAGAGGGCGUCGGACUGGUUUUUUGAGCAGCUGGGCGACGAUCUGUCCGCGUACGCGAAGCAUGCCAAGCGCAAGACUAUUGAUGAGAGUGAUAUGCUCACUCUCAUGCGAAGGUACGUCUUUUUUGUCAUGAACUUUUCACUCUUCGAACUUUGCGUGCUCCAAACACAGGGGUAUCGACAGUCUUUUGAGGGGAAGGGGGUUUCCCUUUUUAUAUCCACAAGCCUUUUGUUCUUUUGGUACAAAUACAAUGGUCUCUAA